AUGCUAAAGUGCGUCAAAAUUAGGGCUUCACUGAUCGUUCUCACGAUAAUUUCCGUUGUUGUCUCCUCGGAAAAUCCUACUGUAACUGGUGUUAUUCCCAGUGAAUUUAUUAGUCUUAGUGCUGGUGUCAUCGAAGUUCCACCUAACAAAAAUAUCACUUUGUAUAUUUACGGGGAGAGUUUUGAAAAUGUGACCUACUUGGCCUUCGCAACAUCUAGGAGUGAAGAUUCAUUUUCUUGUGAAAAUCAUCGUGCAACAAUUGCCUUUAUUGUGCAGAAGCCCACAGUCUACUCACUAGAAACUUCUGUUUUGCUACGCCAACUGACGCCAUUUGAAAGUGCCUUCUACAUUUGCUUUAAAUUGGCUCAUCCGUUUUCUCACAAUAAUCAAACAGUAAGCUGGAUUCACGCCACGCCGACGUACCCCGCAGCAAUCGUCACCCUUCGAACAGCCUCUACCAUUAUGCCCUUAUGGGUUCAGAUUAUUCUUAUUAUUAUCCUUUUCUCCUUAUCCGGUCUCUUUUCCGGACUGAACCUUGGAUUGAUGGCGCUAGAUAAAACAGAACUUAAAAUUAUUGAAACGGCUGGAGAUCCUGACGAAAAGCGUUAUGCAAAAGCCAUUCGUCCUGUAAGGGAGAAGGGGAAUCUGUUGCUCUGCACUAUUUUGCUCGGAAACGUGACGGUCAACACAUCCCUCACCAUACUCAUGGAUAAUCUAACCGGUAGUGGUUUGUUUGCUGUCAUUGCUUCGACACUGGGUAUUACUAUGUUCGGUGAAAUUCUCCCACAAGCAAUAUGUUCCCGCCACGGCCUCGCCAUCGGGGCGAAAACAAUCUGGCUCACACGAUUUUUCAUGGUGGUCACAUUCCCGCUCGCCUUUCCGAUCAGUUAUGUUCUCGACAAAAUGCUCGGAGAAGACCUUGGCCAGGUUUACAGCAAGGAAAAACUUGGCGUGCUGUUAAAGGAACAGCAAGAUGCCGGUCUUGUCGCGCCAGAUGAAAUGAACAUAAUUGCCGGUGUCUUGAACAUGUCUACGAAGACUGUGAAGGACAUCAUGACACAGCUUAGUGAUGCUUUUAUGCUGCCCAGUACAGCUCUCUUGGACUUCGACACAAUGAACGAAAUAUUUUCCCAUGGCUUCACUCGAAUUCCUAUGUAUGAGGGAGAUCGGAGGAACAUCAAAGCUAUCCUCAAUGUCAAAGACCUUGGCUUUAUUAAUGCCGAUGACAAAGUGCCUGUGGCAACUGUCUGCAACUUCUACAAUAGGUCUAUUCUCGUAGUGCCAGAAACCACCAGUCUUGAGGCUAUGCUCAAGGAAUUCCGACAAGGUAAAACUCACAUGGCGUUUGUAGAACGCAUCACACCCAAUGGUGUUGGUGAUCCUUUCCAAGAAUUGGUCGGUCUUGUAACACUGGAGGAUGUCAUUGAGGAAAUAAUUCAGGCUGAGAUUGUGGAUGAAACAGAUAUUUUCACCGAUAACACGAGGAAGCAGCCACGCCUCGUUAGAAAAACAGAUUUCCGUGUUUUCAACACCUCCAACUCCAACAAACCACGCCACCAUCUAUCACCGCAGCUUAAAAUUGCUGCUUUGCGUCACCUCGCUUCAAAUGUGGAUGCUUUCAAGGAUGAAUACGUCGCCUUGUCUGUGCUCCAAAGUAUGCUCAAUUCUAAUGUCGUCAUCAACCAGGUCUUCAAUUCUCACGAUGAAAAUGAAAAUAUAAUUUACAAAGCGAAUCAAUGGGCAAACUACGCUGUGCUCAUUCUGCAGGGCAGAGCCCUAGUGGAGACCAGCAACGAAAAACUUCUCUUCGAAGCUGGGCCAUUCAUGCUUUUUGGUGAAACUGUAUUCAAAUAUGUAAAUGACAUCUAUCCAGAGGUAUCAACCCUCAAGGAUCCUGAGCUACAGUCGGCCCAGCUGGCGGCGCGAGCUCGCUUCCUGCCCGACUACACAGUGCGUGCAGCAACCAACAUCGAGUACCUCCGCAUCACUGCUGAGCACUAUCUCCUUGCGCGCCGCCUCACUGUCUGGAUCACUAAACUCCACCCUCAAGACCCGGAAGCGGUUUCACCGUCUCAGCAGAACAUAAUCGAUGAUGUGUUCGGCUCUGAGCCGACCAAUGAAGGUGUGGUCUUGCCAUCAGCAACGCCCGAAUAG
Molecule: messenger RNA, 2154 nt
Organism: Echinococcus granulosus
Lineage: Eukaryota; Metazoa; Platyhelminthes; Cestoda; Cyclophyllidea; Taeniidae
Product: Metal transporter CNNM4
Exons: 8
Coding region: 1-2154 (717 amino acids)
Biological process (GO): magnesium ion homeostasis; transport
Cellular component (GO): plasma membrane
Molecular function (GO): transmembrane transporter activity
Source: RefSeq, a predicted model, not a curated record